Molecule: messenger RNA, 4716 nt
Organism: Prinia subflava (tawny-flanked prinia)
Lineage: Eukaryota; Metazoa; Chordata; Aves; Passeriformes; Cisticolidae
Gene: ELK3
Product: ETS transcription factor ELK3
Exons: 7
Coding region: 692-1912 (406 amino acids)
Biological process (GO): cell differentiation; regulation of transcription by RNA polymerase II
Cellular component (GO): nucleus
Molecular function (GO): sequence-specific DNA binding; DNA-binding transcription factor activity, RNA polymerase II-specific
Source: RefSeq, a predicted model, not a curated record
GCUCCUCCCUGGGGGUGUAGCACAGGAAGGGGUGGCGGUCGGCGGAGUCGCGCAGCUCCCUGCGAGGCGGGGAGUCCCCGCUGCCCGCUGUACUAUGCGUGUGUCUGGUGUUACAGCCAUGCUGCUGCACAUCGGCGGCCAGAGCGAGGGGCGCGGGGAGGAAAAGGCUGUUUACACAGCCUGCAAACCGCCCGGGGAAUAGUGCGGGAGAGGAAGUGAGCCGGGCCGCUGUCUGCCUGCCCCGGCUUCCUGCUCGCUCCCUCUCACGGGCAGGCGCUCGCACACACACACACCGGCCCAAGGGGGGGAGGAAAAAAGGAAAAAGGGAAAACAAGAUCAGGAUCUCAUUACUAGAGCAACAGAGAGCCUGCAAGAAGGCUGUCAGCAUGGAGAACCAGGGAAUUUUACUCGGUUCCCUCUAGACUACCGGGAGAGAGCGGAAAAGUCCCUCAGCCGCUGGUGCUUGCAGUAUACCACGUGUUUAUCUCUGAAGAUCUGCAGUGUUCCCUGCACUUCCUAUGUCCAAGUGACACAGAAAAGUUCUUCAUUAACAUCACUUCACAGAGGACUUCUAUUAGUGGGUUGAAGCCAGUCUUCAUAUGCUAAAGGGAGAGAGAGUAUUUGACAUGUGGGCUGCUUGCCUAAGUGAGGAAUUUGGGUAGACCCUUUACAGGAGAAUCAUCUCUCAGGUAUGGAGAGUGCAAUCACACUGUGGCAGUUCCUUUUGCAGUUGCUGCUAGACCAGAAACACGAGCACCUCAUUUGCUGGACGUCUAAUGAUGGUGAAUUCAAGCUACUCAAGGCAGAAGAAGUGGCUAAGCUGUGGGGACUCAGAAAAAACAAAACUAAUAUGAAUUAUGACAAGCUGAGCCGGGCGCUCAGAUACUAUUAUGACAAGAACAUCAUCAAGAAAGUGAUCGGACAAAAAUUUGUAUACAAGUUUGUCUCCUUUCCUGAGAUUUUAAAAAUGGAUCCACAUGCAGUGGAAAUCAGCAGAGAGAGCCUUUUGCUGCAGGACAGCGACUGUAAGAUGCCUUCGGAGGGCAGAGAUCAGCACAAGCACAGCUUGUCAGCACUGAAGAGCACAAGCCGUAAUGAAUAUAUCCACUCUGGCCUGUACUCCUCUUUCACUAUCAACUCUCUGCAGAACCAGCCAGACCCUUACAAGACAAUCAAAACAGAAAAACUGGAGAAGUCAGAAGGAAACACACCAGUUGAAGAAGUCCGGACUGUUAUCAGAUUUGUGACAAACAAAACAGACAAACAAGUGACGAGGCCCAUGGUGUCAUUGCCUUCUACUUCUGAAACAGCAGCUGCCUCUGCUUUCCUCAACUCUUCAGUAUCAGCUAAAAUAUCUUCCUUAAUGCUACCCAACAGUGCCAGCCUUUCAUCUCCAUCAUCCUCCUCCUCCAGGUCACCAUCUCUGUCCCCCUCCUCACCCCUCCCUACAGAACACAAGAGCUUCUUCCAUGACUCCAGCUGCCACGACUCAGAUUCCCUUGAGCCUCUGAACCUCUCCUCAGGCUCCAAGGCCAAAUCCCCAUCUCUUCCCCCAAAGGCUAAAAAACCCAAAGGCUUGGAAAUCUCUGCCCCACCUAUGAUUCUCUCCAGUACCGACAUUGGUUCCAUUGCCCUCAACAGCCCCGCGCUUCCUUCAGGAUCCCUGACUCCAGCUUUCUUCACUGCACAGACCCCCAACGGAUUAUUGCUGACCCCCAGCCCGCUGCUGUCCAGCAUUCACUUCUGGAGCAGCCUCAGUCCUGUUGCUCCUCUGAGUCCUGCCAGGCUGCAGGGACCAAACACUCUGUUCCAGUUUCCAACUCUGCUAAAUGGUCACAUACCAGUGCCACUCCCCAGUCUGGACAGAGCCUCUUCACCAGUACUGCUUUCUCCAAAUGCUCAGAAAUCCUGAUGACGCCUCCCACACCAAGGAUGUAUUGGUGGAUUUAACACUUCAUUCCUAUGGGCUAGUUUUUCCUGUGUCAUGAGAAGGACAUUGUGAAACCCUUUAUUACUUUGGUUUGCACUUUUCAUUACAUGGAUAAUCUACUUUUAUUAUGUUAGCAUUUUUCAACAGUGUUUAUAUAUAAAAGUAUAUAUAAAUCUGUUAUGCAUUAAAUGAAUUGUAAUUUUUUUAUAUCAUAGCUCUUAAGUGUUGAACACUUCUGUUGUUGAUGAAGUACUUUUCUUAAUGGAUUGGAACAAUGUAUCUAACAGGGAUGUGAAGCUUCUUUUUAAUCCCUUUUUCUGCAUAUUAUGCAUUGCGCUUGUGUAAACUGUAACCAGCUGUGCCUUCUUUUGCAUAAAGUCAUGUAAAUGAUUUAUAUAUUUUCUAGUAUUAAGAUAAAAAGUUGAAAGGAAAAAACGAGUAUUGAAAGCCCUGUGGUAGUAUUUCAGUAUUUUCUCCACGGAUAGGCCAUAUAAUGCAGUGUAUUAAUGUAACUUUGUAUUAAGUGCUUUCAAAUUGUAUAAAAAUAGCCUUUUUCUUUGCUGAAAUGAAAACGUAAUCUGUGUUACAGCCAGGAGAUGUAGUUCAGAGUAACAAAGCCACAUUUAGACAUUUAUGCCCAAGUUCUUCUGUCAAGUUGCAACAGAGAGGAACUGGGCUCUGUAUGUUCAUGAGAUGUUUCCAGCAUUUGAGAGUAUUUUUGUAGAAAAAGAGACAUUGCUUAGAAUUUAUUUGGCCUAUAUUUCUUAUGAACUGUCAACAUUACAGCUGGAAGGAGUGCAGGUAAUCUCUGUACUCCCAGGGAAUGAGGAUCAUUCCCAAUAGUUUCCAGGUGCUUUGUUCAGCUGUGCCAAGUGCCUUCUACUGCUUCCCUGGAAAGACUGUUGUAGCUACUCAAGCUCUGAAGGUCACAUUUCCCCUUCCCCCAAAGCUGCAAAAGUUACAGGUCUGUAAACUGAUGGCUGGUGCUUGCAAAGAGGCAGAGACUGUACAUGUGGGAUGUUAAUGUAUAAACAGCUGAAUUGUGGAUGAAAAGACAGCACUGUGUUACUGUAUACUUGCAACUUGAACUUACUGGGUAUGUCCUCUAUCUUGAGGGGAUGGUUUGGUCACAAAGAAGUCAGGUUAGGAUUAGGCCAGACUCCCUGGCACCACAGACUCUAAUCCUGGCAGGGCUGAUGCAAAUCUUCAGUUUCCUAAGGUAGCUAAAUUGGCUUGAAUGCAGCUUUACUGUGUCUUCGGUUUUUCAGAUGAGACCUUAAAAGCCAACCCCAAAUCUGAUCCCUGUUUGUGAUAGGUCAUUCGAACCUCAACUUUGCUUUCUGGCCAAGCAGCUGGCCACAGUCUGUUCUUUUUGAAAUGUAUGUAGUGAGUUGUCUGCUGAUUUUCUGCUUGGAUGCAUUUCAAUGAUGAUGUGUGUAGUUACUUGUAAAGUGCUUUUGGAUCCUUCAACCUGAAAGGUGCUAAAUAAACAUUUUAUUAAUGCAGUUCUGAUGUUGAAAAGCCAUUUUUGGGGCAGAGGUGGUUGACAAAAAACAGCAGGAAUCUUCCUCAAGCUCCUGGGUUGCACAACCAAAAGCUACUCAUGAGUUCCACUUGCCGUGAUAAAAACCUGCAGUUGCCAUGUAAGUACCAGCUGAUAAAAACAGCAACUGAAUCCCAGACAUGAGGAGAAAGAAUGAAGCUCUUGGGAUGUCAUUUGCUCGACUCAGCGUUUCAAGAGCUCAAGAUGUGCCACCCCACGGAGUCAAAAAGAGAAGAUGAACCUACGCAACAUUUAUGAGUGAAUGCAAAUUUUAUACAAAGUAAAAUCAGAAUAGCUUGAAAGGGCAGCAUGCAACUGAUGGGAUUGACAGGGUUAGUGGAGAUAAAUCACCAGGGCUUGCAGACUGAGCAUUUAUCUUACAAUGCAUUCCUCCCAAGUACAUGGAAUAUUUUACAACAAGUUACAGAGAGGCAAUUAUUUCACACUAGAGAGCUGACUCCUGUCUCAUUUUUAAAACCCCAUGAAUACCUACUUACACCUAUAAGACAUGAACAGCAGCAUAGUCUUGUCUUGUAUGUGCCGCUGCAGCUAAUGGGAGAACGCGGCAUCGAGACCGUGUUUCUCACUGUGAGUUUAAAAAGAUGAAAACAUGCUAGUAUGGAAUAUUACCCUGCAAAAAAUGAGACCAUGAGAGGAGGGACUGUGUGACAGAGAAGAGAUACUUAAAAGUACCCGGAUUUCCAUGAUUUUACUUCUUCCGAGGUUUUACUACUAAUAAGGCAGGUUCUUUCUCUUCUCAAAAGGCUCAACCACACCUACAGUUUCCCUCCCAUCCUCCAGCCCUUAAAUGAUUUUGGACUUUUUUUAAAGAUAGCAGAAAACAACAAUUCUGGGACAAAAUACUAUUUGAAAAAUUACUGGAAAGGAUCUGAGAGAAUCCAACAAAAAAAUGGAAAACAAAGUGGGAAGAAGUGCUGUCUUCUCAUCUUUGAGAGAAUAAAAAUAGCAAGAGAACACAUCUGCUAAUUGACUUUUCAGUUGAAAAAAAUACGCUGUCAAAAUCUGACUUCUAAAUCAGUCAAUAAUGUGGAAUAAAAAUUUUUGCUAUUGGGAAGUAUUUCUACAAAAAAAGUCCAGCCUCUCAAGUCUAACACUCAUAUGAAACACUCGACUGUUAUGCCUUUAUGCUUUUAAGAAAAUAUUCUGUUGGUAAUCUACUGAAUUUUGUUAACAGGUAUCUUUUUAACUGUAAAGAAAAAUCAAAUAAAUGUUUUUAAUUAAA